AAAUCCACCAAAUCUCUUCUUAACUUGCCCCAACAAUUUCGCAUUUCCUCUCAUUUUUACAAAUUUCCCCCAAAUCUACGAUUUUAGGUUUUCACAAUCUUUCAAUUUCGAAUCCCAAUCCCUAAUUCCCAUUCGAUUAGGUUAAAAUCCCCCCAAUUUUUCCUGGUUAUUGACAAUGCCGCCAUUCCUGUCGACCUCAAAGGCACUUCGAUCCUUAGCAACACGUAAAACUGGAUUCAAUCAAUUGAUUGGGUCUACAAAAAGCAUUGAGAAAUUGGAUGCAUGUCGAUGCUUUUCAACCAUUGCCUUUAAACCCACCCAUCAAAUUCAUCCCUUUGGCUCUCGCAUUGGAGCUUCCCCCUUUACGAGAAAUUUUGUUACCAACAGCUAUAAAGCUAUCCAAUUGAGGCAGUUUAUGGGAGUUGGAGAUGGUGUUGAAGGUGUACUUUCCAAAACUUAUGAGGAAAAACGCGUUUUGGGGUACACUCCAGAGCAAUUAUUUGAUGUUGUUGCUGCUGUUGAUUACUAUCAUGAUUUUGUCCCGUGGUGUCAAAGGUCGGAGAUAGUUAAACGUAAUCCAGAUGGAUCAUUUGAUGCUGAGUUGGAGAUUGGAUUUAAAUUUCUAGUUGAAAGUUAUGUUUCUCAUGUUGAAUUGGAAAAAGCAAAGCGAAUAAAGACAACUGUGUCACAGAGUACCCUCUUUGAUCAUUUGAUAAACAUAUGGGAAUUUAGUCCUGGCCCGGUUCCAGGAACUUGCAAUCUCUAUUUUUUGGUUGACUUUAAGUUUCAGUCACCGCUUUACUCACAGAUUGCAUCAAUGUUCUUUAAGGAGGUAGCCUCGAGGAUGGUUGGUUCAUUCACUGAGCGUUGCCGCUUGAUAUAUGGACCAGGAGUGCGGGUGCUCGAGAACUCAUAUGGACAUAAGACAUAAAGCAUUUUUUUCUGCAAUUAGUUUCUUGUCUUGAACAUAGUAAGGUCGAUUUACAGUUUCUGCAUCACUUGGGUGGGUUUUUUAUGGUUUGCCUGCUCAAUACUGAAUGAUUAACCAGUCAUCGUUCUAUUCUUCAGUGAUCUUUGUAAUUUAUUUAGACAGAUUCUACAAUAUGCUGUGUAUAAUCUUGAAAGACAUCAAAUUAACACUAUUUUUUUUUACA
Molecule: messenger RNA, 1154 nt
Organism: Medicago truncatula (barrel medic)
Lineage: Eukaryota; Viridiplantae; Streptophyta; Magnoliopsida; Fabales; Fabaceae
Product: coenzyme Q-binding protein COQ10 homolog, mitochondrial
Exons: 4
Coding region: 176-931 (251 amino acids)
Biological process (GO): cellular respiration
Cellular component (GO): mitochondrion
Molecular function (GO): ubiquinone binding
Source: RefSeq, a predicted model, not a curated record